AUGCAAUACCCUCUUAAAACGUUCUCAAUUGCAUUUCGCUAUUAUGAUGAAGAAAAAAUGGUACCAUUGCUAUCAUCUAUUAUGUUUCAUAAUGAUCUUCGUAAGUUUGAAUAUAAAGGAACAGAAGAAAUUUUCAAUAAAAUACAAUGGCCCAUUUCAUACCACAUAGAACACCUAACAGUUUUUUGUGAUUGCCGUUGGCGUACAGUUUGUUCCAUUCUUAGUCAUCUACGUUCUCUACGAACGUUAGCUUUGAAAGGGGCUAAUAAAUAUGAAUCUGAUAAGUUUAUUGAUGUACAGCCCAAUAUUACACAAUCAACUUGUUUAACUUCACUCUCGUUAGAAACCUAUACAAACAUUACAAUGAAUGAUAUUGAAUCACUUCUUUUACUUUUACCGAAAUUAACACAUCUUCGAUUAAUCGGUCAAGAUAUUUUAACUGAUCCAUCAUUAUUUGAUGGUUGUCGUUGGGAAAAUUUUAUCAAAACUAAAUUGACUUUAUUGAACAGAUUUGAGUUCUGGUUCACUCGAUAUGUGGUUGAUAACGUAGAUUGUACUAGUGUAGAAUCAUUGAUAGCGACAUUUCGUACAUCAUUUUGGCUUGAAACUAAGCAUUGGUGUGUUAAAUGUGAUCAUAUUUCCGGCAAAUAUCGUCAAUAUUUUUAUCUUUAUUCUAUACCAAUAUCUCUUGAUAUAUUUCAAUAUCCUAACCGAUACAGUGAAAUCUUACAUUCGAUAUUGAAUACCACCGAUGAUAACUCAACAAUCAUCGUAGAGACGCACGCAUUAUCUUUAGAUUUAAGUAAAACAGUGAAUGAAAGGAUUCAACAUCAGAUUUCCCCGAGAAUGAAUUAUUGGUUUCAAAGCGUGGUAGAACUUACUUUAGAAAUCGAAAAAAACUGGCCCGCUAACUUAGCUGAAUAUCUUUCAACAAUUCUUAAUCUAUCAAGCCUUCAAACAAUACAUUUAGAUUUCAAGCAAGAAUGCCAGUUUGUUGUAAGUUUGGAUAAUGAAGUCGAUACUCUAUUUAAACACGCACGGGAUCUUAUUUCAUGUAAAAUAAGUUGUCAUAAUUCUGAAAGAAUGAAAUUGAUAACUUUCAAUGCUAUCUGUUUAAAAUUGCCUCGUCGUAUCAAAUAUCUUCAAACUGAUAUUACUUAUGUGGAUGAUGCAAAAAUAUUAUUAGAACAGAUUGAACAUUUAUCACAUGUCACAUUUCAAAACUCUGACGCAUAUGGUUUCGCGAUUAAAAUAAUCCAACAGACUCCAAGAAUAGAAAGAGAUCUUGCAUACGAAAUUGAGUGUUAUGCAUGGAUCGAUGAUUAUCCAAGGGCCAAUUUAGUACACUUUUGGCUUGGCAAGAGUAUAAAUAAGCAAUUAAACAUACGAACUAACAAUAAACGUAUGAAGCGAGUUCGUUAA
Molecule: messenger RNA, 1422 nt
Organism: Rotaria socialis
Lineage: Eukaryota; Metazoa; Rotifera; Eurotatoria; Philodinida; Philodinidae
Source: the annotation of a GenBank genome assembly